AUGGCUUAUCCGUACCCAGUUUUCAAUGCUGAAAAUGUCUUUGACAAUACCCAGCAACAAGUUGGAUUCUAUGAUUAUUCAACUCCAUUCAAUGGUACAUACUCCUUCACUACUGACUAUUCUUAUUAUAAUAACUACUAUGACUAUGUCAAUACUUAUGCUUCUUAUUAUCCAACUGCAAUGGAUUCUUCAUCUUUAAAUAUUUCACCAACUACUGGAAGUCCUAAUUCUUCCCAUUUCACCACGUUUACUCAUUUUUCUACUCCAUCUACAUCUCCAUCUACCUCUACUCAAAGUUCAACUCCACCGAGCAAUUCUGAUAAUAAGAAGUCAUUUCAAUGCUCAAAUUGUUCAGUAACUGAAACAAUUCGUUGGAGGAAUAUUCGAUCAAAGGAAGGAAUUCAAUGUAAUGCUUGUUUUAUUUAUCAACGGAAAUAUAAUGAGACUCGUCCAGUCACUGCCGUUAACAAAUAUCAAAAAAGAAAAUUAAAGGUACAGGAAACGAAUGGUGUAGAUUCUUCUUAA
Molecule: messenger RNA, 525 nt
Organism: Caenorhabditis elegans
Lineage: Eukaryota; Metazoa; Nematoda; Chromadorea; Rhabditida; Rhabditidae
Gene: med-2
Product: GATA-type domain-containing protein
Exons: 1
Coding region: 1-525 (174 amino acids)
Biological process (GO): regulation of DNA-templated transcription
Cellular component (GO): nucleus
Molecular function (GO): sequence-specific DNA binding; zinc ion binding
Source: RefSeq, marked reviewed